AUGAAAGAUAAACGGGCGAUCUUCUAAAACCCGUUUCCGUUUCCGUUUCCGUUUCCCAACCCCCUUCUCUCUCUCUCUCCAUCUUCUUCGAAAGUUUGUUUUGACCAUCACCACCACCGUCCUCCUCUCUUUCGUCCCUUCUUCCUUUUCCCUGUAAUGUCAUUGCAUUUCUCUCUCCUCUCUAUCUCUUCAUAUGAUCACUGGUAACCCAAAACCUUUGAGAAGCUCAACAUAAGAUGGGUAUUUGCUUCUCGAGAACCAGAGUCGGUGGCUCAAACAGCAACAACAACGUCAAACACAACCGCAAAGACAACACCAAACCAGCAACAACAACUACAUCAAAGAAACGAGACAGAAAAUCGCGUCAGAAAUCGAAAAAUACCCAAGAGACCAAUAAAAAUCAUCAACAGAAACAGAGGAAUCCUCAGCAGGUUAGGCCGAGAGAAAAGGGGAAUUCGAGGCUGCGAAGUGGGGUCAUACCCUGUGGAAAGCGAACCGAUUUUGGGUUCGCCAAAGAUUUCGAUAGAAAGUACUCGAUUGGGAAACUAUUGGGUCAUGGCCAAUUUGGGUAUACCUAUGUUGCCAUCGACAAGUCUAAUGGAGAUCGUGUUGCAGUCAAGAGAAUCGAGAAGAAUAAGUUGACCGGCUUUAAGAAGGAGCUCCUGUCUGGAGCAUUAGCAUUACUGAUGUGGCUUGGACUGUCUAUUGUAUUCCAUCCACAACCUUGCAAAUCAGGAUGUAUAUUGAUGCAUACCAUGUUCCAAAUUCCAAUUCUUGUGGUUAAUAUGACUGUUGGGAUCAUAGACACAAUCAAAAUGGAGAGUGCAGUUGAAUGCAUGGUUCUUCCUGUUGCCGUUGAGGAUGUUAAGAGAGAGGUCAAGAUACUGCAUGCCUUAGCUGGCCAUGAAAACGUGGUUCAUUUUUACAAUGCAUUUGAGGACGAUUCUUAUGUGUAUAUAGUCAUGGAGUUAUGUGAGGGUGGUGAAUUGCUGGAUAGGAUUUUGGGCAAAAAGGACAGCCGUUAUACUGAGAAAGAUGCCGCAAUAGUUGUGCGGCAGAUGCUCAAGGUUGCAGCUGAGUGCCAUUUACAUGGUUUGGUGCAUCGUGACAUGAAACCAGAGAAUUUUCUUUUCAAGUCACCAAAAGUGGAUUCACCUUUAAAGGCUACAGAUUUUGGUCUAUCAGACUUCAUAAGACCAGGGAAGAAGUUUCGAGAUAUUGUUGGCAGUGCCUACUAUGUUGCUCCUGAAGUAUUGAAACGUAAAUCAGGGCCCGAAUCAGAUGUUUGGAGUAUUGGUGUAAUCACUUACAUUUUGCUCUGUGGCAGGCGUCCUUUUUGGGAUAAAACCGAGGAUGGUAUAUUCAAGGAGGUAUUAAGGAACAAGCCUGAUUUUCGUCGCAAACCAUGGCCAAACAUAAGCAGCAGCGCCAAAGAUUUUGUAACAAAGUUACUGGUGAAGGAUCCUCGUGCAAGACUUACUGCUGCUCAGGCCUUAUCACACGCAUGGGUUAGAGAAGGGGGAAAUGCCUCAGAAAUUCCUCUAGAUAUUUCAGUCCUAUCCAAUAUGCGGCAAUUUGUGAAGUACAGUCGUCUGAAACAGUUUGCUCUGCGGGCAUUGGCUACCACACUUGAUGACGAGGAGCUGGCUGAUCUUCAUGAUCAGUUUGAUGCAAUUGAUGUGGAUAAAAGUGGCACUAUUAGUCUUGAAGAAAUGAGACAGGCCCUUGCUAAAGAUCUUCCUUGGAAGUUGAAAGACUCGCGUGUUUUAGAGAUUCUUCAAGCUAUCGACAGUAAUACUGAUGGUCUUGUGGAUUUCCCAGAGUUUGUUGCAGCGACCCUACAUGUUAAUCAAUUAGAGGAGCAUGACACAGAGAAGUGGCUGCAGAGGUCACAGGCUGCUUUUGAGAAAUUUGAUGUGGAUAGAGAUGGAUAUAUAACCCCAGAAGAACUUAGAAUGCAUACCGGAUUAAAAGGCUCAUUAGACCCACUUCUAGAGGAGGCUGAUAUCGACAGAGAUGGGAAGAUAAGCUUACCAGAAUUCCGGAGACUUUUAAGAACUGCGAGCUUGAAUUCUCCACGAAAGGUGCCUAGCCCACAUGCCCACCAAGCUUUCAGGUGAGGCAGAAAAGGUGUUCCAGAAUUUUGUGACGGAAAUGAGAGUAGGGUAAGAGAGGUGGAGUUCCUUUUAAAAAAUCUGGUACUUGAAGAUCAUCAAGCUUACAGAUGAUGAAUUCUCAUCUGCUUCAGUCUCUUCUGCCAUCUUGCGGGCGCGUCUUAAAAAAAAAAAGAAAAAAGAAAAAAAAAAGGGCAAUCAGUGCCAGAAAUCCGCAACGGCUCAAGAGGUGCUUGGGCUAAGAAGGGUUUAAUGUAGAGUUGCCUGGGCUAAGAGGUGUUUAAUGUAAAGAGUUGCUCUGGCUGUGUGUGGAAAAUGGCUACAUGUAGCAUGGUCAUAUUAGUGUACAUGAUUCGUAGUGUUGGGGUUUCCUUGCAAAGUAUAGCACGUGUUUAUGAUGUGUUACAUGAGUAAAUUAUUAAUGAAAAUUGUUUGCUCUAGAAUUCAUUUAUGUUAUUUAUUCUUUAUACUAUAGAAAAAGAUAAAUAUGUUCAUACUUGUAAAA
Molecule: messenger RNA, 2619 nt
Organism: Cornus florida
Lineage: Eukaryota; Viridiplantae; Streptophyta; Magnoliopsida; Cornales; Cornaceae
Product: calcium-dependent protein kinase 28-like
Exons: 14
Coding region: 237-2120 (627 amino acids)
Biological process (GO): intracellular signal transduction; peptidyl-serine phosphorylation; protein autophosphorylation
Cellular component (GO): cytoplasm; nucleus
Molecular function (GO): calcium/calmodulin-dependent protein kinase activity; calcium ion binding; calcium-dependent protein serine/threonine kinase activity
Source: RefSeq, a predicted model, not a curated record